Molecule: messenger RNA, 815 nt
Organism: Cucurbita maxima (winter squash)
Lineage: Eukaryota; Viridiplantae; Streptophyta; Magnoliopsida; Cucurbitales; Cucurbitaceae
Exons: 2
Coding region: 253-747 (164 amino acids)
Cellular component (GO): membrane
Source: RefSeq, a predicted model, not a curated record
UGAGAUUGUUUACUCUUCCUUUUAAGAGUAAAGACCAUUAUCACAAGACUAACACAGUCAUUCCAGCCUGUUUUAUCUUCGCUUACAUGCAUCUUAAAAAAAUUUACACAGGUCACUCAACAUAAAAUUUGCUCUAACCACGCUUAACUAUCAAGUUGUUAUCAUAUCUUUAGGAUUAUUGAACCUAGGCUCGAUUCAUUUAUGUAUUCAUAAAAAUCCGACUACAAAGGAAUCCUAAUUCUGAGCCAAGAAAUGGAAGCUCCUCCGAGCAACAGAUGGAUUGCUACAGUUGCCAGCAUUUGGAUCCAAUGCAUUUGCGGUCCUUCCUACACCUUCGGCAUUUACUCCUCCGCCCUCAAAUCAUCUCAAAACUACAGUCAAUCCACUCUCGACACUGUCUCCGUCUUCAAGGACAUCGGAGCCACCGCCGGAGUUCUCGCUGGCUUACUCGACUCCGCUGUCGUCUCCACGGAUCGCCCCCGUCCCCCAUGGAUCGUCCUCUCCGUCGGAGCAAUUCAGUGCUUCCUUGGUUAUAUUUUCAUUUGGGCUGCCGUCUCCGGUUUAAUCCCUCGGCCGCCGGUGUGGGCGAUGUGUUUGUUCAUGUUCUUAGCCGUCCAUGCCCAAGUCUUCUUCAACACGGCAAAUGUCGUCACUGGCGUUCAUAACUUCCAGCUCUACGGCGGCACCAUCAUCGGCAUUCUUAAGGGAUUUCUGGGUCUAAGUGGAGCAGUUCUGAUCCAAUCCUAGAACACAUUCUACAACGGAGACCCAAUAAAUUAUCUUCUGAUGCUGGCGAUUUUACCGGCGCUCACGAC